UACGAUAAAAAGCAUAAUAAAUAUAUCCUUAUCCAAGACGCAAAGAUAUUAAUAAACAUAUCACGAAUUCUUGAAUCGGAAACAGCCAUAUCAGUAUUAAAGACAUCGAUUCCGUAUAAAUCACUAUACUAUUCGAUAAAAGUCUUUUUUAAAUUGUUUUAGUCUUCCGUUUGUUACAUACCUACUUACAUCUCUCUUGUGGUUACUUCCAAGCUGUCACAUUCAUUUCAUCAUUAUAAAAUACUUACAUAUACUUUUCAUUAAAAUAUUUCUUCAAGACCACAUCCUUUCUUUUGUGGUUUCAAGAUAAAAAAAAAUAUAACUAAUAUAAAUAGACAAACAUAUAUAUAAUUUAGUUUUAAAAAUGUAUAAUCCUAAAAUGUUGCGCGUAGUUUUAGUGUUUGAAAGUGUUUUGUGUGUUCUGGGGUACAAUUUUGACACACAGCAUCCUAUAGUCUUUGAGGACCCAGGUGAAUUUAAAGAAAAGUCAUAUUUCGGGUAUUCUACUGUGUUGUAUAGUGAUGAAAUUACCGGUAAAUAUUGGAUCAAAAUUGGGGCUCCCAAAGGAACGUAUACAGGGCGCGGCAAAACUAUCCAACAGUCGGGACUGGUUUAUCAUUGUCCCUAUAUGGAAAAAUGCAUACUUGAACCUUUUGACUAUCAUAAUGAAAAACCGUUUGACAUUAAGUGGCCUGGUGGAAACUUGACCCAAUCCAUGCUGGGUAGUGCGAUGGACAUCCAUUACAAGUCCGGAACUUUUGCGAUGUCUGCCAACAAAUGGCACGAUAAUAAUCAACAUUCGAACAUACGGGGUGGAUUUUUCUUAAAAAAUACCACGGGAAAUACCUGGGCUUCUAGUAGUCCAUUAAAAGAGCCGUAUUCAUUGCACCAUCUUCCUUACUACAGCAGGUCACAAACUGGAUUUUCCGUGCAUUUUUCUCAGGAAGAUGGGCAUCUAGUUUUGGGAUGUCCGGGUGUUUACAACUAUUUAGGUACUGUCGUAACCAUAUCGAACAUUCAAAAGCCCAAAGAAGAAUGGUUGUACCAGGCUGCAGUACCUGAAGGUGCUUACUAUCAAUAUGCAGGAUAUUCUGUCACUUCUGGAUACUUCUAUGAUAGACAACUCUACUACGUCAUAGGGUCACCAAAGGCUCACAAUGAAAACAAACUUAAGGGUGCGGUUUUUGGAACGGUAUCUGUAUUCACUUUUAAAAACCAACUGGUUAAACACAAAGACCACCAAUUUACUAUCUCCAACAGACAUGUCUUGGUUGGUACCCAAGUUGGUGAGUACUUUGGCUACUCCAUGGCUUCUGGUGACUUAGACAGGGAUGGUUUAGACGACUUGAUGGUCAGCGCACCCUAUCGUAGAAACACUGAAACCGGAUACAACCAAGGAAGCGUGUAUAUAUUUACUAAAGACCAGUUUACAGUGGAAAGAGCAUACAGAAUCGAUAGUACUGUCAGUGGGAGUCAGUUUGGUACAGCCAUCAUGUUCCUAGGGGAUAUAGACACUGAUAGAACUAAUGAUGUAGCUAUAUCUGCUCCAAAUGAAGAAACCUCAGGGGUUGUUUACAUAUACUCCUACAUAAAAAUAACAAAAUCUCUUCAAGUAAUUCAAAAAAUCCAAGCCAAAAUGAUUCAUCCAGACCUGAAAAGCUUUGGAAUGAGUUUCUCCAGGCCCAGAGAUAUAGAUAACAAUUCAUUCAGUGAUAUUGUGGUAGGAGCUCCGUUUUCUGGACAUGCUGUAUUACUUCGUUGCAGACCAAUUGUUGUAGUUCAAGUGAACAUGCAAGUACCACCGUUGAUCAAUACUUCAGAGAAAAAUUUUAGUUUCAAAACUUGUUACAGUUACAGCGAAUAUCCGGGAAGAAAAAUAAAACUUGUAAGAACACUAACCAUCGAUAAAGAAUUAAGGAGAUUCACCAUUCACAACAAACAAAGUUUUCAAGAACUAGAAAUCACAAUAGAUGAAAACAAAGAGUUUUGUGAAAGAACCCAAGUCCAUAGGGCUAAAAAUAUCAAAAAUCUUAAAGAACCAAUCUCUAUAACGUUGUCUUACAACAUUUUUCAAGAGCCCGACUCAAAAAAUAACUCUUUAGUUGUGAUAAGCAAGCAUGGAGUUAUGGGUAAAGAUAAUUUUUGCAAAACCUGCCCAAUUCUCAGUAAAAAAUCGGUGAAAACUUUGACAAGAUCAGUAAAUUGGGAUCACCUGUGUAAAAGAAACAAUGAAAAAACAGUGUGUAGAGCUAAGAUGGAGAUAUCAGCAAGAUUUUUGAAUCUAAGUGAUGCUGGAACUUUUAUAUUGGGCUCCUCAAAUUCAGUAUUCUUAGAAAUCACAAUAACUAAUGAUGGAGAUCCAGCUUUAUCACCACAAUUACAAAUAGCACUGCCUGAGGCAGUCACAUUCACAAAAACAUCGGUAAAUUGUCAAGAACAAUACGGAAAUGUCACAAUAUGCGACUUAGGUGAAAGCCUAGAGAAAGAAGUUAUUAACAUAUACGAACUGAACAUGAAGAGUAUAAAUGACGGUGAUGAUACAAGUCCUCUAAGAUUCUUUUUCAACAGAUCAACAAUAACCCAAAAUGAUGGCGACAAUAACGGGGUUACCCUGACGCUCAAUUUAGAACGGAUAGCAAAUUUUUCUAUCACAGGAGAAUCCAUAGAAGCCAGUUAUAGUAUUGACGAAGAGAAAAUUGUUACAUUGCACAAUAUUUUUAAGAUUGAAAAAUUUGGUCCUAGUCCCGUUAAAGAGAUACAGACUCACAUCAUGGUUCUUUCAAAACUAACUGGUUCAAACCAAAAUUUCACUAAAAUCUUGGAAAUUGGAAGCGGUAGUAGUUCAAAGGCACAAUUCGUUCGAUGCCAGCAAAGAUCUACCAACAUUUCUAAUAAAAAAAAGAGACAAACAAACCUAUUUUCGUUCAUUACUGGUUCAAACGAGAAUAUCACAGAUUCUGGAUCACCGAAAUCACUAUUUUUAAACUGCUCAUCCGAACUCUUUGAGUGUGAAUUUAUUGUAUGUUCUCUAGGUCCAUUUUCCAUUGGUACAAUGUAUGCUGAUAUCAUUGUUGAUAUGGUAGUAGAUUUUAGAAAAAUUGAAGAUCUAUUACUUUUUAAAGACUCCAUCAUAGUGUCAACCCAAGCACAUGUUGUUAUGGAUCUUAAAGGAGACAAAAAUGUAUAUUCUACCACUGAAAUAUCAAAUAUCAUUGUUAUUUAUAAGGAUUAUAGGAUUUCAUUGUGGAUUCUUAUUGGAUCUGUGAUACUAGGGUUUGUAAUUUUGGUUGGUUUGACCAUUGCAAUGGCUAAGGCUGGGUUUUUUAAAAGAAAAGAUCACGAAAAACUAAAACUACUUCGUGAAGAGGCAUUAGAAGAAGAAAGAAUUAUUGAAGAAUUGAUUGAAAGAGAGUUGGCGAAAGAUGAACUAGAUGAACAACGAGCUUUCCUUUGUAAAGACACAUUUGAAGAAGAUUCAGUGGAAAUACUUUAA
Molecule: messenger RNA, 3493 nt
Organism: Sitophilus oryzae (rice weevil)
Lineage: Eukaryota; Metazoa; Arthropoda; Insecta; Coleoptera; Curculionidae
Product: integrin alpha-PS5-like
Exons: 20
Coding region: 365-3493 (1042 amino acids)
Biological process (GO): cell-matrix adhesion; cell-cell adhesion; cell adhesion mediated by integrin
Cellular component (GO): integrin complex; external side of plasma membrane
Molecular function (GO): integrin binding
Source: RefSeq, a predicted model, not a curated record